ACUGCCAACAAGGUGAGAGACUGGAAUAGUUUUAAUUCACAAUUUACUCCCCAAACCCAUACCGAAACGACCAGGUACACCCUGGUUCCUAGAAUAUAGAAUCCCAGAAAUCCAGAGUUCUGGAAUUUGAGUAAUGGAACGGUCUGCAAUGUCUACUCCCUUACACUUCCAGUUUGAUCCUAAUGAGAUGAGCAAGUGUGUUGUCUAAGGACACAAAUGCCAGGAGUAAAUUUGGGGUUUGACCAUAUCAUUAUCAUCUCACCAGUGACAUUUCAGAAUAACGUUGUUUUAACAUAUCAAACCACGUUCACAAUAUACACCCUAUUCUUGUAUCAGCCCUAUGACACCAGAAUACAUAUCAUAAGCGCAGAAGACUUAGGUGAGUUGUCCAGUGUUUCCUUGCACAUUUUAAUUCUGAACUAGAAGCUGGGAUUUGGAGUCUGUCCUUCAUUUCUCCCAAUCUUCUUUCCUACAAAUAUGCACAAGAUAGUGGAACAAAUAAGAAAGUUUACUGUAAUGGUCCUUGAAGUUAAGACUAGUGGGUGAGUGAGAGCUUGAAAGUGUGUUCUAUUCUCAGAUUCUGAUGAAAUAAAACAAAGGGGAGUUCUAGUCUAUAAUGUUUAAGAAUAAAUUUUAUCAAUUACAAGAUUUAAAGGAAUAUCUUACCUAGGUUAUUUCAAGUUGGCUUAGGUGGUUUUAUAGUUUAUUUUGUAAUGACUAUAGGUUUGUUUAAGCUACUUUUAAAGACAGUUUUCAGUGAAGGAAGGAGAAGGCAAUUUUCAUGAGCCGUGUUAAUGAUGUACUUAGCUUAGGGAUAAAAAGGCAAGGUUUGAAGUCCUUAAUUUUAUUUAUGUUGACAGUUGUAUGUGUUUGUGUAACUACCACAUCAAACAAGAUAGAGAAUUCUUCUACCAUCCUGCCAUUUUCUGUGAGGUAUAGACUUCCUAUUGAUUCACCAUUUAGUAUCUUGAAAAGGGAGAUAGAUGAAAUAUGCUAUAUAGAUUGAUUUUCUCUUCUUCAUGACCAAAGGAAGGUUGAGGGCUUUUGCUUUUAGUCUGGUUAACUUCAGGAUCCAUUGUAAAAUUACUGUAAACACAGAGUGGUUUGCUGUAUCAGGGGUCAAUUUCUAUUAUUUUUGAGACAUUGUUGAAAGAUGAAGUAAAUUCUCUCAGCAGUAUUUGCCUAUCCUCAUAUUCACAUGGUUAUAAUGAUUAAUAGGUUAACUAUUUUCUUUUUAAAUGACCUCUCAACUCCUUGCUCUACCUGUACUUCAUAUUUACCACUUUUGUAAUAUAGAAACACCUUCAUUUUUUUUGAAGAGCAAUUUUUAUUUCUUGACAUACAAGUAUUUUCUAAUGACACCAGUGUAUAGAUAGCAUAAGGCCAACAUUUGAUGUUUUUUAGUGAAACUCUUUAAAUGUCUUGAUUUUCAGAAAAAAAUUAGUAUAUUCCAGAAAGCUGCCACCUUUAUUUUCUAGGGUAUCUGCACAACUAUCCAGUCAUUCAAAUUUCUUUUUCUUCUUACUUACCCUUCCCCACUCUGUCCUGUCCUCCUAUCUCAUUUCCCUUCCCUACAUUCCCUUCUUUCUUUCUCCUUUUCUCCUCUUUUUUUCUUCCUCUUCCUCCUCGUUGUUUUUGUUGUGGUGAUGGUGCCUGGAGACUGGGUUUUCACAUAGCCAGAGUUAAAUCUGCUCACCAUCCUUUAGCCUCAUGAGUGCUGGUAUUACAGGCAUUUUAGUAGAACCAUGGAAGAACUGGUUCAUGAUCUUGUCUCAGCUUUGGAGGAGAGUUCUGAACAAGCUCGAGGUGGAUUUGCUGAGACUGGAGACCAUUCUCGAAGUAUGUCAUGUCCUCUGAAACGCCAAGCCAGGAAAAGGAGAGGGAGGAAGAGGAGGUCAUAUAAUGUUCACCACCCAUGGGAUACUGGCCAUUGCUUAAGUGACGGUUCUGAUUCUAGUUUAGAAGAACCAAGCAAGGACUAUAGAGAGAAUCACAAUAGUAACAAAAAAGAUCAUAGUGACUCUGAUGACCAAAUGUUAGUAGCAAAACGCAGGCCAUCAUCCAAUUUGAAUAAUAAUGUUCGAGGGAAAAGACCUCUGUGGCAUGAGCCUGAUUUUGCUGUAGACAACCUUGGGAACAGGACUCUGCGCAGGAGGAGGAAGGUAAAGCGCAUGGCAGUAGAUCUCCCACAGGACCUCUCUAACAAACGGACAAUGACCCAGCCACCUGAAGGUUGUAGAGAUCAGGAUAUGGACAACAGAGCUUAUCAGUAUCAAGAGUUUACCAAAAAUAAAGUUAAAAAAAGGAAGUUGAAAAUAAUUAGACAAGGACCAAAAAUCCAAGAUGAAGGAGUUGUUUUAGAAAAUGAGGAAGUAAGCCAGACCAAUAAGGACAAAAUGGAAUAUGAAGAACAAAAAGUCUCCGAUGAACUCAUGAGUGAAAGUGAUUCCAGCAGUCUCAGCAGCACUGAUGCUGGUUUAUUUACCAAUGAUGAGGGAAGACAAGGUGAUGAUGAGCAGAGUGACUGGUUCUAUGAAAAGGAGUCAGGGGGAGCAUGUGGCAUCACUGGGGUUGUGCCCUGGUGGGAAAAGGAAGAUCCUACUGAGCUAGACCAAGAUUUACCGGAUCCUGUCUUUGAAAGUAUCUUAACUGGUUCUUUUCCCCUCAUGUCACAUCCAGGAAGAAGAGGUUUCCAAGCUAGACUCAGUCGCCUUCAUGGAAUGUCUUCAAAGAAUAUUAAAAAGCCUGGAGGGACUCCAACUUCAAUGGUCCCCAGUCCUGGCCCAGUCAGUAACAAGAGGAUGGUUCACUUUUCCCCAGAUUCUCAUCAUCAUGACCAUUGGUUUAGCCCUGGGGCUCGGACAGAGCAUGGCCAGCUCCUGAGAGAUAACCGAGCCGAAAGAGGACACAAGAAAAACUGUUCUGUGAAAACUGCCAGCAGGCAAACAAGCAUGCACUUAGGAUCCUUGUGCACAGGAGACAUCAAAAGAAGAAGGAAAGCCGCACCUUUGUCUGGCCCUCCUACCACAGGAUUUGUAGGUGAAAAUGCCCAGCCAAUCCUAGAAAGCAACAUCGGGAAUCGAAUGCUGCAGAAUAUGGGCUGGACACCUGGAUCAGGCCUGGGGAGAGAUGGCAAGGGCAUCUCUGAGCCAAUCCAAGCCAUGCACAGGCCAAAAGGAUUAGGACUUGGGUUUCCUCUACCAAAAAACACUCCUGUAACCACUGCCCCUAAUUCAGGAAAAUCCACUUAAGAAGGAAGACAAAAAAGAAUGCUUUACAGUUUCUAUUCUUUCGCCAUUGUAGUAAAAUUACCAGAUAGUUUCUGGGUUUGAAGCAGAAAUCUCCAUCCCCCUGAAUUCAUCUCACUAGUUCCUAAUUUCAGAUAAUCCUGCUACAGUGAGAGAUAGAAUUUCAUCAGAGUCCAUGGUGCUAAACCCUCUGCCCUUGAAGUUUGCUCAGUAAUUGCCAGUUCUUUCUAGGUAUAAAGGACAGUUUUUAUCUCUUAUUUAUUGUGGUUUUUAGAUGUCAGUACUUACUAACCCUUUACUCAAUUCAUGUAUGUGUUUAAUGUCCAAGCAAGUGUGAGAACACCCAGUAGUUUCUAAAUUUAGGCUAGGCCAGAAAAGAUUGUGUUUCCUGUCAUGCUUAUGCUGAAUAAUUUGGUCUAGAAAGAGGUCUGGUAGCCCAAAAGAUCUGGUUUCCUGUUUGAUAAAGUGCUAAACAAAUCUCUGAAAGGCUUGGCAAUUUUCUGUCCUUGAAUCUAACUUUCUUGCAAAAGGUUUCUAAGAAGAGUUGAUAGCCAUUAAAUCUCUAACUUCAUUAGGUGUACUCUGAAUUUCACAGAGGACAAGUGACAAUUUUUCCCUUGAUGUUUUGAGAAAAAUACACCUUAUCACUGUUAUCACCAUAGUGCCCUGAACAUUAUUUUACUGCAGACUUUAUAAAUUUUACCUCACUUAAAACAGAAAAUAAUUAUUGAAAGAAAAAUGUAUUUUUGAAUUCACCAUGACUGUAAAUUCUAUUCAUCCCAAUGUCUACCUCUCAUCUCCCAAAGAUCAAUUCAAGAUGUAGUCAACUGGUUUUAAAUUUUAAUCACAGAAGCAAGUUAUUAGACUAUCGAAUCAACUUAUUUGAAGACUUAAAUGGCUCUCCCAAGAAUUCCAAUUUCUGACCAUUCCCUGACAUACUUAUUUACCAGAAAUAGAGGGGACCAACCUUCCUUUUCUCAGAUAUAACCUAUUAUUUUCAAACUAACCAGGAUAGUCAGUCCUAUUCUGUGCCUAGGAUGGAGUUAUUUACAGACCAUUUUCUUUGUCAUGCCAGAGAAUCUAAAUUGUUCAUAAAAAAUGCUGAUUUGUUGUCAUCAUUAAAAGAACAAAUUAUUAUUCUAUUAAUAAUUGCCUUUGUUGGUUAAGUAAAGGUCAAGAUAACCCCUGUGAAUCCUGUGUCUAAUAGUUUUAUUUUUUUUAAUUUUUAUAAAUUGCCAAAACGGAGUUUUUAAGGCAGUAGAGAAAGCAUAGACAUGUGACAAAACUUUCUCAGGUGGUUCACUUGAAAAAAAAAAACAAAUUCUUCCAACGAGGAAGGGGAAGAUCAACCUGCCAUUCAAAAGAAAGCCUUAAUGAUUUGUCAAGUGUACACGCAUGUUCUAAGGAUUCCCCUCUUUCCUGGAAGUAUUACAAUAUGAAGGAGGAGGCAGUUAGGACACUAUACCUCCAGUGGCGUAUUUGUGUUAACUUAAAGCAACCCUGUUUCGUGAUUUCUUUCUUUCUACAAGUUUGUCAUUAGAAAAGACUUAUCCUCAUUUUAAAUGAUACUUUCCAUAUAUUCAUUCUAUUUAUGUAGUGAAGAAGAUAGGAAAGAUUAUAUACAAGUUUUGAAACUUCUUUGUAAUCAUUAUACAUUGUAUUUAACAGUGUAUUAAAAAGCUUUUUGUAAAAAAAAAAAAAAAAACAAAAAAAACUUCCUAAUCUCCUAAUAUCCCAGAAUUUCCAAAAGCUCAAUUUUGAAUCACUGAUAACAAACCCUGAGGCCUCAGGCUCCUAAGGACUUGGUGGUUGUGAUUUUUUUCUUUCUUUUUUUUCCCCUCCCUAAUUCUAAUGGAUGCAGAGCCCUCUUAGUGAAAAUGACUGGUUCAUACACCGAACAGCCAGCCAGAAGCUCCUAAUUCAACAUAUGCUGACGUCAGGAAUGCUUCUCAUUGUUGCCAUUCUGGAAAGUCUGGAAAUCUGUGAGCUUCUUAACACCCCUCCCCUUGAAAUAAAAAAUCUUAUCUUCUUACUUCCCACAAGGAGCAGGAGCUUUUUUAUCCUGAUUCCUAGAGCCUUCUCUGGCCCAUGAGGAUUAAAAGAUAGUGCAUUCUCCUGAAAUAUUUAACUGUACAGAAUCAGCACUCACCCUCACCGUAGUGAAAAGAGAACAUCCUAAGCUUCCCCUGUUCCUCUACAGGAUGCCUGCAGCACUCAGGCCCUAAGCACGGUAGGACAUUGGUGACUCACACUGUAAUCCUAGCUAAUCAAGAGUCUUGAGACCCUGGGAUCACAUUUGGAAGCCAGCCCAAGCAGGAGAAUAGU
Molecule: messenger RNA, 5573 nt
Organism: Perognathus longimembris pacificus (Pacific pocket mouse)
Lineage: Eukaryota; Metazoa; Chordata; Mammalia; Rodentia; Heteromyidae
Gene: Gpatch2
Product: G-patch domain containing 2
Exons: 10
Coding region: 1746-3251 (501 amino acids)
Molecular function (GO): nucleic acid binding
Source: RefSeq, a predicted model, not a curated record